Messenger RNA from Ylistrum balloti, 2610 nucleotides. RefSeq names its product baculoviral IAP repeat-containing protein 2-like. NCBI's taxonomy places the organism in Eukaryota, Metazoa, Mollusca, Bivalvia, Pectinida, Pectinidae. Gene Ontology annotation, cellular component: nucleus; cytoplasm; spindle microtubule. The record is from RefSeq and is a predicted model, not a curated record. Gene Ontology annotation, molecular function: cysteine-type endopeptidase inhibitor activity involved in apoptotic process. Gene Ontology annotation, biological process: regulation of cell cycle; negative regulation of apoptotic process. Bases 1 to 2610 code for a protein of 869 amino acids. The transcript is spliced from 8 exons.
AUGUCUUACGGAAGAAAUGAUACAAAAAACAUAGAUGAAACCGCUGACACCGAAAAAUCGGAAGAAUGUUAUGAAGCAUCUUUUAGAAUAAAAGAGGAACGUAAUAGAUCUGAUACACAGACCCUUGAGACUGCUAAUGAUAUCAGCGGGAAUUUCAUCAGCUCAUCGAUUAGCACAAAGGAUGCAACAUCUAAUAAGACAAAACAAGAAAGUCAAAAUGAUGAAGCAAGAAUGAACGAAAUGAGCUUGAACCUUUCUUUUGUUUUGGGAUCGGACGUAAAAAAAGAAUGUACCAAAUCUAACAGGGCAUUGGAUUCCACACAUGGCACUUGUGGUCAGGAAUCAAAUGACAUCACAAUGAAUCUACACACCAACAAGAAAAUUAAAACCAGAAAUAGGAACAUUUCCUUGAGAGCAAGACCAAAAAUCCGAAAGUCUGACAUAGAUGCAUUCUGUGUCAGAAAUUAUCUUAUGGGAAAUACGUUGAUGAAAAAUUUUUCACUCGUUCCAGCAUUGCGGGCUUCAAUCUCAUUCACGCAAUAUUUCCCCAACUUACAGAUAAUAGCGUUUCCUUUACAUGGGAUUUUAAGAAUUGAAGAAUUGACCUCCAAUCGUUUACCAAACAUGGAUGACGAAGUUCGUAGCCACACAGCCAUUCGAGGUUCAGAUUUACUUGAAAAUAGAAUUACCGAGGCGCCAAUCAGUGCACUAAAUGUCAUAAGUCUUUGUUUUACCGAGUGCAUGCUGUACGAAUGGGGAAGACUGAAGUCGUUUUCAACAUUCCCGAUGGACUGUCCUAUAUGGCCAAUUAAGUUGGCUAAGUAUGGGUUUUACUACAGUGGCGAGGUAGAUAAGGUGAUUUGUUUCAGCUGCAAUGUAUCCCAUUCGAACUGGCAAAUAGGUGACUCGGUGUACGCUGUGCAUUACCGAAUUUCCAAGAGAUGUCGCUUCAUGAAGGGAGAAAACGUAGGGAAUGUUCCCAUACAUGGACCCGAGUCCUCCACCGACAGAAGGGCUGGUGGUGGAGAUGAUCUAGUGGUUGAUCGCGUAGAGGAAACUGCAAUCACAUCAAUACUGGCGACACCGGAGACCGUAACGUCAAUAUUUCUUGGAUCCCAGGCAUGCAAUACUCCAAAGAAUGUGAUGAAUGAAUUAGAAUCCAGUCAGAGAUCGCAUUUGUCAUCGGAAAUGGAAGCCAUAAAGCGAGGACAUGACAGCAUGCCUGCACAUCCAGUAACCGAGACAGCGACAUCAUCUGUCGACGAUUCCUUCCCUCAGGCUGGGACAGCUUCAACACAUGAUAGUUUAUUCGCAUCGACACAUGUUAAUACGUCAACAACCUCGGGCUUGCAGAAAAAAGAAGGAGCGAGUAACGACCAAAAACAAGGAUCCGCCAUUCCCAACUCAGCUGUGUCUACGUCCAUGCAAGCAACCUUCCAAGUACAUAUUGAACCUCCUUGUAACCAAGAACGGUCUGGACAAACAGUUGAUCAGCAGCGGUCGUUGAAUCAACAGCAGCCGACUACACUGGCUGAGCGUCUACAACAUCGUUACCAGGAACAGCAACCACAUGGCCAGCCGGAACAGGAAGGACGGCAAUCAGGUCAAGUGAUAGCUAACGGUGCUGCAAUGAACCUUAACAAUCUCGGAGUAACGAAAGCAAGGCCUCGAUACCCAAACUACUCUGCUUUGGAAAUGAGAUCAGGUACAUUCAAUGGAUUUCCCAAUCAUUUAGAUCAGACACCUUUGGAGAUGGGCAGAGCAGGAUUCUUUUAUGCAGGAUAUGAAGACUACGUAAGAUGCUUCUUCUGUGGAGGGGGACUGAGAAAUUGGGAGCCUGGCGAUGAUCCUUGGGUGGAGCAUGCUCGCUGGUUUCCUCGCUGUACUUUCGUCAAGCUAAACAAAGGUCAAACUUUCAUCAACUUGGUACUCCAGAGACAUAGAGAACUGACGCUUCCAAAUGAGUACAUCAACACAAGACAAUCUGGAACUGGACAAAAUGCCACACCUCAGACGGCAACGAUGCAAACAGUCUCGCAGUCCAGUACCGAUACCACUAGUAAUGCGACCAUGCAAAGCAGCACAGCACCCACAUCCAAUCAGGCAGCAGUUCGUGCAGAUCACCAGGUCACGGAGAGGGCAGGUCCAGUAGAAUUGACUGCGUCGUCACUAUUGGAAAAAAUAUUUAACUUCGGUGAUGAAAUUCUUACAGAUACAUCAAAUCAAACACAGGCUGGCUCUACCAACGAGCAGGUACCACAUCAUGAAGCAAGGAGUUCUUCCCCCCAAUCCAGUGACACUUCUGUCGUCGAAAACAAGGCAGCUGGACCAAACGAAGGGAAAAUGUCUGAAAAUUUGGUACCAAGAAAUAGACUUAGAGGAGGCAACCUCGCUAAUCAAUAUACGGAAGAAGACCUGACGUCACUAAGGGAGGAAAAUAGCCAACUUAGACAACAGAUGAAAUGUAAGAUAUGCAUGGAGUGUGUUGUUUCUAUUGCAUUUCUUCCUUGUGGACAUAUUUGCUGUUGUGUUGAGUGUGCAUCUGCGGUAGUGAAAUGUCCAAUAUGUCGCCAGAUCAUCCGGGGUUCUGUGAAAACUUAUCUUUCAUAG